AUGCCUCCGUUUCGCAAUCUCCUCAGUCGAAAGCCUCAACCCAAUGCCGGGGACCCUGCUGUCUUCGACGAGAACUAUCUCUCACCUAAUCAACGCCCCGCGCCGAUCCCGAUCCGGAACAGCCAUGAUGAACCUACCGAGUACAAAUUGAGUGUGGUCAACGACAGUGGAGUCUAUCUCCCGCCGUCUCCUCCGGAGAAACAGAGCUUUUGGCGCCGAUACCCAGGGUCUACUAAACCCGUGCAUCACCGCGACCUCGUUGAUGAGAAUGAGCCUUUCUCCAUAUCUCGCGAGUCUUUCGACUCUUAUCGCCGAUCUUUUGAUAUUUCUGCCCGUUCUCCCAUAAUUCACCCUGACGCUGGUCCUUCUCGGACUUCUCUUGACUCCCGAUGCUCCCGGUUAACUCCGUCGGCCACCCAUUCCACCAGCUUCACCAGGCCCGACACCAUGGAAGAAGAAACUUUCGAGGAAGUGGGUCUGAAUGAUGAGGCAAAGCCUAAGAAGAAGGGUUUUCUCUCUAGAUUCGGUGACUCUUUCAAUGAGGCGCAACCAGCCAAUGCCACCAAAUCCACGUCCUUUGGCUUCCACAUCCCUGGCCGGAAGCGCGGUCAGAGUGGUGGUGCGUCCGAACUUGGUUCUAUGAAUGCACAUCGAGCAUUCUCCGCUCGCAACCUCCAAUUUUAUUACUUAUUUGGAGACACCCUACAGCCUACGAAAUACAUUAUCAUGGCUGGAUUGAAGCGUGCCGUCGACGGCAGCGAAGAGCGCAAUGGCAAGCGGAGCAAGACCAAGGAAGGUUCCGCAUCUAAGAAGUCUGAGCCCACAGCGUCCGUGAAGAAGUCAAGCUCUUCGUCAAAGAAGGACUCUAAGAAGGACUCCAAGUCCAGUAAGAGCGACAAGAAGCCUUCGAAGAAGAUCCAGAAGGAAGAGUCCGAGGAUGACGAUGACUUUGACAUCGACGAUGUUUCCGACGAAGAUAUUGAUGCCCUUGAUGCCCUUUCAGACAACGAUGUUGAAAUGGAUGACGUGAGCGAAGUGGAAGAGGAGAAGCCCGAGUCAAAUGAGCAGGAACAGCAAGAGGCUCGGAAGAACCCCAACAACAACUCUCGCGAGUCGCACAUCAAGCAGAAGGCACUUCAACAAGAACGCAAGGCUGCGAAGCCCAAUGCCGAUACUGUCGCCCGCUCCAAGAAGCUGUGGGAGCAGCUGCGCCGCAAGUCCCACGUCCCGCUAGAACAGAGAAAAAAGCUUGUUAAGGAGCUGUUCGAGAUCAUCACCAACCGAGUUCGCGACUUUGUGUUCAAGCACGACUCCGUCCGAGUCAUUCAGACUGCCCUCAAGUACGGAAACCUUGAGCAGCGCAAGCUGAUUGCGCAUGAGUUGAAGGGUACCUACAAGGAACUUGCGCAGAGCCGAUAUGCCAAGUUCUUGGUUGGAAAGCUGAUUGUGCACGGAGACGAGGAGACCCGCGAUUUGAUUAUUCCAGAGUUCUACGGCAAUGUCAGGCGUCUUAUUCGCCACGCCGAAGGUUCAUGGAUUCUCGACGAUAUCUACCGACAGGUUGCGAGCAAGGCACAGAAAGACAGACUCCUCCGAGAGUGGUACGGUCCCGAGUUCGUCAUUUUCCAGGAUGAGAACGAGACGACUUCCGACCUUACUACUAUCCUCGAAGCCCACCCCGAGAAGCGUGGCCCGAUCAUGAACCACCUGCGCGAGAUGAUCAAUCAGCUGGUGCAGAAGAAGAGCACCGGAUUCACCAUGCUUCACGAUGCUAUGCUGCAGUACUUCCUCAACACAAAACCCGGCAGCAACGAAGCCAACGAAUUUAUCGAGCUGCUCAAGAGUGACGAAGAAGGUGACUUGGUCAAGAACUUGGCUUUCACCAAGUCCGGCUCUCGUUUGAUGUGUCUCUCCUUCGCGUACGCCAACGCCAAAGACCGCAAGUUGCUUCUACGAUUCUACCGUGACACUGUCAAGGCCAUGGCCGGUGACCUCAAUGGCCACCAAGUCCUCAUUUCCGCCUAUGAGGUCAUUGAUGACACAAAGCUCAGCGCCAAGUCCUUUUUCCCCGAGUUGCUGAACCAAAACGACAGCGAAGAGACCCGCAACGAGGAGCUCUGCUUCCAGGUCAACGACCUGACUGCCCGUAUCCCCAUCCUAUACCCCUUCGCUGGUGACCGCGUCAAGUGGCUGCUGCCGGAGGCCGACCAGAAGGUCCUGGAGGAGGUCCGCGAGAUUCGCAAGGAAACCUCCAAGAAAGACCCCACCAUGCGUCGCCAGGAACUUGUUAAGGCCGCUUCCCCCACACUGCUUGAGUUCAUUGCCGCUCGCGCCUCUACCCUUCUCGAGACUACCUUCGGCUGCCAGUUCCUCUCCGAGGUUCUGUUCGAGGCUGAUGGAGAUAAGACCGCUGCUCUCGCCGCUUUGGCCGAGGCUGCCAAGGAGCACACCGAGGCCCGUGACACUGCGCAUGUCGGCCGUCUCCUCAAGUCCCUUGUACAGGGUGGAAGGUUCAACCCGGCCACCAAGAGCGUUGAAAAGGUGGAGCCCGCGUUAAACUUCCACGGCGUGCUUUACGAUCAGAUCAAGGAUGAGGUUAUGGACUGGGCGACGGGCGCCAACCCCUUCGUCAUUGUUGCUUUGGCCGAGUCCGAGGACUUUGAAAAGAAGAGCGAGCUGCUCAAGACUCUGAAGAAGAACAAGAAGGCGCUGGAGCAGGCCUCGGCGUCCGUCGUUGAGAAGGAUGGUAAGAAGAAGCCUAGCCCGGCUAGCAGCGGUGCGAAGCUUCUGCUUGAGAAGAUUUAG
Molecule: messenger RNA, 2805 nt
Organism: Penicillium soppii
Lineage: Eukaryota; Fungi; Ascomycota; Eurotiomycetes; Eurotiales; Aspergillaceae
Exons: 6
Coding region: 1-2805 (934 amino acids)
Biological process (GO): regulation of translation
Cellular component (GO): nucleolus
Molecular function (GO): mRNA binding
Source: RefSeq, a predicted model, not a curated record